Molecule: messenger RNA, 539 nt
Organism: Toxotes jaculatrix (banded archerfish)
Lineage: Eukaryota; Metazoa; Chordata; Actinopteri; Toxotidae
Product: neuritin-like
Exons: 4
Coding region: 1-504 (167 amino acids)
Biological process (GO): nervous system development; neuron projection extension
Cellular component (GO): plasma membrane
Source: RefSeq, a predicted model, not a curated record
AUGAGCUCAGCGCGCGCCGGGGGGCAGGUAACCAUCCCGCGCCCUCCGCUCGGCUUGAAAUGGGAUGAUAUGGGAUUUUUCAUGUCGACGAAGAUCGGAGGGAUUCUUGCGUUUGCCUUGGUAUUCCUGUCCCUCACAGUGUCAGGGGACUCAGCAGAUGUGAAGUGUGAGAACAUUUAUAAGGACUUCUCUGACUGCGUCCUGGAGCUGGGAGACAGCAUGGACAACUAUCAGGAAAACGUGACCAGUGAGAGGGGAGUGGCAGCCGUGUGCAGCCACUGGGAAGCUUUCCACACAUGUGCCCUCACGGCGCUAUCCGACUGUCAGGAGGAAGUCAGUUCCAUCUGGGAGACGCUGAGGCAGGACUCCAGGAAGAUGCGCUUCCAGGGAAGUCUGUUCGACCUGUGCAGCCCCAGCUCCGCUCCAAGCAUACGUUCGCAUCUCGCUGUCCUCACCCUGCCACUGAUGUUGAUCACGACUGGGCCCAGCUGGGCCUCUGUAUAGAUUGGGUAGCAGUGGGGGUGAGGGUGAGGAGAUGG